AUGGGACUCCCAAAGUCCAAGAAGUCCGUCGGCCUCGGCAGCCAGUUGAUGAAGGACCGUCUGGGCAGAGGUAAAGGAAACGACAGGAAGCGGGGCUCGGCCAUCGCCAGAAUAGACCACACGACAGGUGAAGAAUACCUCACCAACGACAAGAAGCAAGCAGGAUGGGUCAAGAUGCGAUCCGUGACCGAGCAAGGCGCCCUCGACGAGUUCCUCGCGACAGCAGAACUUGCCGGAACGGAUUUUACAGCCGAGAAGACCAACAACGUCAAGAUUAUUCACACCGACCAGAAGAACCCGUACCUACUGACCUCGGCGGAAGAGCGGCGGCUACUCGGAAAGCACAAGCAGCACAGGGGGCGGCUAACCGUGCCGCGGCGGCCGAAGUGGGAUGCGUCUACAACACCGGAGGAACUAGACGCCCUUGAGCGAGCGAGUUUCCUUGCAUGGCGAAGGGGUCUAGCGGAGCUGGAAGAAAACAACGACCUUCUGAUGACGCCGUUCGAACGGAAUCUCGAGGUGUGGAGGCAGCUGUGGCGAGUGAUUGAGCGGUCCGAUCUCGUUGUCCAGAUUGUCGAUGCUCGAAGCCCGCUACUAUUCAGGUCGGAAGAUCUCGAGAACUACGUCAAGGAUAUUGACCCGAGGAAGGAGAACCUUUUGCUCAUCAACAAGGCCGAUAUGCUUACACUCACUCAACGAGAGGCGUGGGCCCAGUAUUUGCGACAGGCUGGUAUUAAGUUCAAAUUCUUCUCCGCGCAUCUUGCUAAGGAGGCCAAUGAAGCGGAGCUUACAGACGAAGAAGAGGAUGAGGACGAGGACGAGGACUACGCCGCGCCUUCAAGCAAAGGGAAACAAACCGAGAGGAUAGUGAUAGAAGGUGAAGAGAGCACGGAGGAGGAAGACAGCGGCGAGGAGGAGGAGGGGGGUGAUAAUGGAAACAUUGACGAAGACGAUCUGAGGAUAUUGACAGUCCAGGAGCUAGAGCAGCUCUUCUUCGACACUGCACCCGAUAUCCCUGCAGAUUCAGAACCUGAUAGGAAGCUCCAAAUUGGGUUGGUCGGCUAUCCUAAUGUGGGAAAGUCCUCCACUAUCAACGCUCUUAUUGGGGCGACAAAGGUGUCGGUAUCGGCUACGCCAGGAAAGACGAAGCACUUCCAGACAAUCCAUCUCAGCGACAAGGUAGUGCUGUGCGAUUGUCCCGGUCUCGUGUUCCCCAACUUCGCGACGACAAAGGCGGAUUUGGUAUGCAACGGCGUUUUGCCCAUCGACCAAAUGAGGGAAUACACAGGACCAUGUGGGCUAGUGGCACAAAGGAUACCAAAACCUUUCCUUGAAGCUCUCUACGGCAUCGAGAUUAAGACGCGACCGCUGGAGGAAGGCGGCACAGGCGUUCCCACGGCCUCGGAAAUGCUACGGGCCUACGCCAAGGCGAGGGGCUUCCAGACCCAGGGAUUAGGACAGCCAGACGAAUCUCGAGCGGCGCGAUUCAUCCUCAAAGACUACGUCAACGGCAAGCUCCUUUACUGCCACCCGCCACCGGGCGACUACGACGCGAAGGAGUUUAACCGGGAACUCUACGACGAGUACCACCUGCCGGAGAAGAGGCGCACAAGGCUCCCCGAGAGCCGAAGGGCCGCUCUCGAGGCAGAGCUUCACGGACUUUCCCUCGAGGACGACGACGGAGAACUCAGCCUGGCAAGUGCGGAUAUUGGAGGUCUUGGCCCUCUGCCUGAAGGACCAAAGUCGAGGAACCUCGAUAAGCGCUUCUUCGGACCCGGAGCCAGCAACGCGGGACAUUUGAGCAUGCCUUUCAAUUACAAAUAUUCUGAGCAGGGCAGCAGGCAGUUGGUGGGAAGGAAGGCGAAGGCGAUGUACGCGUUGGAGAAUGGAUUGGACCCGAAGGAUGUUCGGAUGGGAUCUGGCAAAAAGCAUUUCAAAGGAGGACCGAGGAAUGGAAAGAAAAAGAAGGCAGUUGCGCUAGAUGAUUGA
Molecule: messenger RNA, 1989 nt
Organism: Scedosporium apiospermum
Lineage: Eukaryota; Fungi; Ascomycota; Sordariomycetes; Microascales; Microascaceae
Product: Large subunit GTPase 1
Exons: 3
Coding region: 1-1989 (662 amino acids)
Biological process (GO): ribosomal subunit export from nucleus
Cellular component (GO): cytosol
Molecular function (GO): GTP binding; GTPase activity
Source: RefSeq, a predicted model, not a curated record